GAAAUGACGAGGCACAAGCUAUUUCUCGUUGACUAGAAUUUAAAUUGUCAUAAUUGUUAAUGAGUGAAUUGUUUUAAUAAAAAGUUCCAAAGAAAGUGCUAGCAGCAGAAUAACGAGUAAUAUCAGACCCCACCCUCGGUGGGACUCAAUUGUUGGCAAUCGAGAGGGCUGCCUCUUGGGUUUUAGGGUCCAGAUCCACAUAUAGUUCAGGCACGUUACCAUGGCUCUAUAGGCAACCUCCCCAACGCGCCCCUGCUUUCUACACUCAUUGUUGCUGCUGGAUGGUAUGGUAUAUGGUAUAUGGUAUGUUGGUGGUGUCGCUGGUGUUUUGAUCUAUGGAUGCAUGAAUGAUUCGCUGCGCACCGCAGCAACAAAAGCAACAACGACCGUAAUGACACCAGAAAACAAUUGAAAUAAUUCUAGCAGAAAUUUUUGUUAGCUCACCGACCCAGGGCAGCCAACUUUAUUCGUGGUGUGUGCGUUUUUAUAUUUUUUUUGUGGCUCAGUUUCCAUUUCAACGUCGAACGAACGAAAAGUUGCAGCGUAAAAAAAUACAAUUUCGGUGAAAUAUUCACACAUAUUUCGAUUUCGGGAAAACUGUACAAAAAAGGCGUACGAUAAUUAAUAAAUGCGCUUAAAUGCGCCAUGAACUAUGCAAAAGUUAUGUGCUAGAAGUGAGAGCUAAAAAGUGUGUGUUGCAAGUGGCAGUCAUGUGGAAUGCAUUAAGGAUUCAACAGUUUUUCUGGCUACUACCGAUUCUCCUCCACCUGUCGCAAUUUUGUUCUGGCCAACAGACCCACAUAAAAUUGGAGCAGGGGGAUCUUAUUGGGCUCAAGGUCUUUCCGGAUGGGACACGUGGCGCUGUAUACGCUUUUCUGGGCAUUCCCUAUGCCCAAGCUCCCCUCAACGAACUCAGAUUUUCUCCCGCCAAACCGAGUUCCAGUUUCAAUCGCACCCUGCAGGCUACCGCCAUGCAGCCCAUCUGCCCGCAGCUAUCGAACACCAUCUACGACGAGAGUUCGGAUGGAGGUAUUCCCAGAUCGGUGGGCACAGACGAGGAUUGCCUGUACCUGAACAUUUGGACCCCGGAGUCGGGGCUGCGAUAUGGCAAGCUGCCCAUCGUUGUUAUUGUCACGGGUGAGGAGUUCGCCUACGACUGGCCCAGAAACCGCAUCAAUGGCCUGGAUCUGGCCGGAGAGGGAAUUGUGGUGGUCAGUGUCCAGUACCGGAAUAACAUCUACGGAUGGCUGAGUCUGGGGGAGCAGCACCGCCACAUCCCUGGCAACUACGGGCUAAGUGAUGUCCGGAUGGCAUUGCGCUGGAUUCAAAGGAAUGCAGAUGCCUUUGGCGGCAAUCCAGAUCUCAUAACCCUUUUAGGUCACGGCAGUGGAGGAGCUCCUCUUGCCCUGGCUGCCACUUUGGAAGAUUCCAACCUUGUUAAGAAACUGGUACUCAUGUCCCCGGGUCCCGUGAUGCGAACUUUGGGUCAGAACCACCAACAGCGGAUAGUAGAAACCGGUCAGGUGCUGGUCCAGAAAUUGGGCUGCCAGUUCGAGGAGGCCCAACGUCGCCAGCUGAUGGGUUGCCUAAGGCGAAAGAGCCGAGAGGAUCUGCUCCGCGCCUACGAAAGUGUCUACAAUCAUGGCAAUGGGAGCGCCCAGCUGGGAGUGAUGCUACCCGAAGGAUCGACACUCGAACAACGACUUCGAAACGGAACUCUGGCUCCCCUGCUGCUGGGCAUCACCUCCAAUGAAGGAGCCUUCCUGCAGGACUACUGGUUGGAUGUGGCCCGGGAAGGUCAAGUGGCUCUCCAGAAGUACAUCAAUCACACAAUGCUGCCAAGUGUGUUGCGGGCACUGGAAUCAGUGGGCGAGGAGAGCUCCUCCCAAUUGGCGGCCAUAAGAUGGAGGUACUUCAAUGGCAAAGGCGAGGGAGUCACCCACCUGCUGGCUGGAAUGCAACGCCUGCUCUCCGAGUCCCUCUACGAACUUCCCUUCUUCCGUCUCUUGGAUCUGCUAAAUGGAACCACCAGUUAUGCCUACGUGUUCGAUCAAUCCCACUCGAUGGACAUGAGAGGCAGGAGGAAUCUUUUUGGCGGAGCUUCUCACAGCUCGGAUCUUCCAUUGCUCUUAGGUCCCAGUCUGUUUCAGCAGAUAGCUCGUCGAAGAUUCAGUGGCGAGGAGGAGCAACUGUGCCGAAAAAUAAGAAGUGCCUUUGCCAACUUCAUUAAAAAUGGCAAUCCCACGCCGGGAAGGAUCUACGAUGGAUGGUUGCCCUAUAACAAAGAAAACCCAUUUGUCUAUAGCCUGGGAGAGCAGAUGAAGACCCCUCAGACGGGAUCAGUGGAUGAGGCGGAGGUGGAUAAGCUGCUCAGAGGGGAGGCUGGGGUUCCAGGCCAGGAUAGGAGCUUAUCGCGUAGCAACCGCCACGAUACCUACAGGGCAACUCCCUCCAAUUCCUACACCGCCAGCAACCAACAGGAUUCGGGUUACUCCAAUCAUUUGCAGCGGGUCCACGGAUUCUGGCAGGUGCUACUCCCACUGGAAAGAGAGGAAGACCUAAGAGGAGGAGGUGCCCUCGGUCAGCGAGUGCGACUCCUGGAGGCGAGUGCCGAUGCAGCCAGAUACCGUCAGGGAUUCUAUGCCAUGUUGGGUCUGGUGUGCCUACUCCUCGCCUGCCUCUGCCUGUGCGUUUACCUACUCAAACGAGACCCAAAUGCCAUGAGAAGACGCAGUGCAUCCUCGGGUUCGGACUGCUACAGCUUAUGACAUAAGUGGUUUCGUUGGACGACCAUCUUUGGGGACCGGAAGGACGAGAUGCCCUCGACCUCGGGCAUUGCCAAUGUCGAGUCCUGGCGCAAAGGUGGUCGUGCAACGAAACGGGAACAGAAUGGAGGCGAAGGAGCAGAAUCCGGAGUUGGAGGAGGUCAUCUUGAGAGGGAGCGACGAGAACAGAUUCUCAAUAAUCAACGUACAAGACGUCCCCGCCAAUUACAGCCGUACGAUUUCAAGAUUACCCACUCUAUUGGAGGAGCAGGAACUGGAUCAGGAGCAGUAUUCGGAGCAGGAUCUGCGGGGGCAUCCAGAAAUGGAGGAGGAGUCGGAGGAGCAAGAGCAGGAGCGGGAUCGGGAACUGGAGGUACACUUGGAACUGUUGAGGAACUCCUGGACCCUGUCGCCGGCCAAUUCGAGCCGAGUGUGGCUGUUAGGAACUGGCAAUACCAGUUGACUUGUGAUAAGUUCUGAAAGCAACCAAAAAUGUUAAUUGUAGUUUCGAAUACUUAUUUUUACUUUAAAUGUUUACACAUGUUCGUAAUUAAAUAAACGAAUCUUUUACACAAAAAAUAUUAAUAAA
Messenger RNA from Drosophila suzukii, 3354 nucleotides. NCBI's taxonomy places the organism in Eukaryota, Metazoa, Arthropoda, Insecta, Diptera, Drosophilidae. The record is from RefSeq and is a predicted model, not a curated record.